AUGCCUGUUUCUUCCGAGUUUGCUUGGGCGAUAGGCGGAGUUAUCACCAAUUCUGCAUCUUUCAAUCUACUCUUCAUCCAAUUUCUUCCAGCAACGAUGUCAAUGGUCUCUAGUCUUCCGUUUCUUUGUCUUUUCACCGAAUGGGGCCAUUCUUUCUUUUGCCUUCCAACUAAUCUCGUGUCCAGUCUCUGCGAUGUGUUGCGCCAUUUCUGA
Molecule: messenger RNA, 213 nt
Organism: Protopolystoma xenopodis
Lineage: Eukaryota; Metazoa; Platyhelminthes; Monogenea; Polystomatidea; Polystomatidae
Source: the annotation of a GenBank genome assembly